AUGAAGAUCGGGAAUUUGCACUAUCGCCGAGGUGUGAUAACUUACAGCUUAUCGCCUUAUGAGCAAAAUGCUUUUGCUGGAUUCUUCAAACAUGGAUUCCCGAACUUGAUGCGACGUUUCCGAGAGAAGGUGUGGAUCGUAGCUCCACGAUCUGAACCAAGUAAAGCAAUGUCUGUGGGCGAACGUCCGUAG
This is a messenger RNA of Opisthorchis viverrini, 192 nucleotides long. RefSeq lists its product as hypothetical. Lineage: Eukaryota; Metazoa; Platyhelminthes; Trematoda; Opisthorchiida; Opisthorchiidae. The transcript is spliced from 2 exons. The record is from RefSeq and is a predicted model, not a curated record. Bases 1 to 192 code for a protein of 63 amino acids. Gene Ontology annotation, biological process: mitochondrial electron transport, ubiquinol to cytochrome c.